AUGCAAGAAACAACCACAACAACUGAGGCACCAACGACAACCACAACUGAGGCACCAACGACAACCACAACUGAAGCAACAACCACAACAACUGAGGCACCAACGACAACCACAACUGAAGCAACAACCACAACAACUGAAUCAACAACCACAACAACUGAGACACCUACGACAACCACAACAACUGAGGCACCAACAACAACUGAAGCAAAAACCACAACAACUGAGGCACCAACGACAACCACAACUGAAGCAACAACCACAACAACUGAAGCAACAACCACAACAACUGAGGCACCUACGACAACCACAACUGAAGCAACAACCACAACAACUGAAGCAACAACCACAACAACUGAAGCAACAACCACAACAACUGAUGCACCUACGACAACCACAAUUGAAGCAACAACCACAACAACUGAGGCACCAACGACAACCACAACUGAAGCAACAUCCACAACAACUGAGGCACCAACAACAACCACAACUGAAGCAACAACAACAACAACUGAAGCAACAACCACAACAACUGAGGCACCAACAACAACCACAACUGAAGCAACAACCACAACAACUGAAGCAACAACCACAACAACUGAGGCUUCUACGACAACCACAACUGAAGCAACAACCACAACAACUGAAGCAACAACCACAACAACUAAGGCACCAACGACAACCACAACUGAAGCAACAACCACAACAACUGAAGCAACAACCACAACAACUGAGGCUUCUACGACAACCACAACUGAAGCAACAACCACAACAACUGAAGCAACAACCACAACAACUGAGGCACCAACAACAACCACAACAACUGAAGCAACAACCACAACAACUGAGGCACCAACGACAACCACAACGGAAGCAACAACCACAACAACUGAGGCACCAACAACAACCACAACAACUGAAGCAACAACCACAACAACUGAGGCACCAACGACAACCACAACUGAAGCAACAACCACAACAACUGAAGCACCAACUACAACCACAACUGAAGCAACAACCACAACAACUGAGGCACCAACAACAACCACAACUGAAGCAACAACCACAACAACUGAGGCAGCAAAGACAACCACAACUGAAGCAACAACCACAACAACUGAGGCACCAACGACAACCACAACUGAAGCAACAACCACAACAACUGAAGCACCAACUACAACCACAACUGAAGCAACAACCACAACAACUGAGGCACCAACAACAACCACAACUGAAGCAACAACCACAACAACUGAGGCACCAACGACAACCACAACUGAAGCAACAACCACAACAACUGAAGCAACAACCACAACUGAGGCACCAACGACAACCACAACUGAAGCAACAACCACAACAACUGAGGCAACAACCACAACAACUGAAGCAUCAACCACAACAACUGAGGCACCAACGACAACCACAACUGAAACAACAACCACAACAACUGAGGCACCAACGACAACCACAACUGAAGCAACAACCACAACUGAGGCACCAACGACAACCACAACUGAAGCAACAACCACAACAACUGAGGCACCAACGACAACCACAACUGAAGCAACAACCACAACAACUGAAUCAACAACCACAACAACUGAGACACCUACGACAACCACAACAACUGAGGCACCAACAACAACUGAAGCAACAACCACAACAACUGAGGCACCAACGACAACCACAACUGAAGCAACAACCACAACAACUGAAGCAACAACCACAACAACUGAGGCACCUACGACAACCACAACUGAAGCAACAACCACAACAACUGAAGCAACAACCACAACAACUGAAGCAACAACCACAACAACUGAUGCACCUACGACAACCACAAUUGAAGCAACAACCACAACAACUGAGGCACCAACGACAACCACAACUGAAGCAACAUCCACAACAACUGAGGCACCAACAACAACCACAACUGAAGCAACAACAACAACAACUGAAGCAACAACCACAACAACUGAGGCACCAACAACAACCACAACUGAAGCAACAACCACAACAACUGAAGCAACAACCACAACAACUGAGGCACCAACGACAACCACAACUGAAGCAACAACCACAACAACUGAAGCAACAACCACAACAACUGAGGCACCAACAACAACCACAACAACUGAAGCAACAACCACAACAACUGAGGCACCAACGACAACCACAACGGAAGCAACAACCACAACAACUGAGGCACCAACAACAACCACAACAACUGAAGCAACAACCACAACAACUGAGGCACCUACGACAACCACAAUUGAAGCAACAACCACAACAACUGAGGCACCAACGACAACCACAACUGAAGCAACAACCACAACAACUGAAGCAACAACCACAACAACUGAGGCACUACAUACAACCACAACUGAAGCAACAACCACAACAACUGAGGCACCAACGACAACCACGACUGAAGCAACAACCGCAACAACUGAAGCAACAACCACAACAACUGAGGCACCAACGACAACCACAACUGAAGCAACAACCACAACAACUGAGGCACCAACGACAACCACAACUGAAGCAACAACCACAACAACUGAAGCAACAACCACAACUGAGGCACCAACGACAACCACAACUGAAGCAACAACCACAACAACUGAGGCACCAACGACAACCACAACUGAAGCAACAACCACAACAACUGAAGCAACAACCACAACAACUGAGACACCUACGACAACCACAACAACUGAGGCACCAACAACAACCACAACAACUGAAGCAACAACCACAACAACUGAGGCACCAACGACAACCACAACUGAAGCAACAACCACAACAACUGAAGCAACAACCACAACAACUGAGGCACCUACGACAACCACAACUGAAGCAACAACCACAACAACUGAAGCAACAACCACAACAACUGAAGCAACAACCACAACAACUGAUGCACCUACGACAACCACAACUGAAGCAACAACCACAACAACUGAAGCAACAACCACAACAACUGAAGCAACAACCACAACAACUGAUGCACCUACGACAACCACAAUUGAAGCAACAACCACAACAACUGAGGCACCAACGACAACCACAACUGAAGCAACGACCACAACAACUGAGGCACCAACAACAACCACAACUGAAGCAACAACAACAACUGAAGCAACAACCACAACAACUGAGGCACCAACAACAACCACAACUGAAGCAACAACCACAACAACUGAAGCAACAACCACAACAACUGAGGCUUCUACGACAACCACAACUGAAGCAACAACCACAACAACUGAAGCAACAACCACAACAACUGAGGCACCAACGACAACCACAACUGAAGCAACAACCACAACAACUGAAGCAACAACCACAACAACUGAGGCUUCUACGACAACCACAACUGAAGCAACAACCACAACAACUGAAGCAACAACCACAACAACUGAGGCACCAACAACAACCACAACAACUGAAGCAACAACCACAACAACUGAGGCACCAACGACAACCACAACGGAAGCAACAACCACAACAACUGAGGCACCAACAACAACCACAACAACUGAAGCAACAACCACAACAACUGAGGCACCUACGACAACCACAAUUGAAGCAACAACCACAACAACUGAGGCACCAACGACAACCACAAGUGAAGCAACAACCACAACAAAUGAAGCAACAACCACAACAACUGAGGCACUACAUACAACCACAACUGAAGCAACAACCACAACAACUGAAGCAACAACCACAACAACUGAGGCACCAACAACAACCACAACAACUGAAGCAACAACCACAACAACUGAAGCAACAACCACAACAACUGAGGCACCAACAACAACCACAACAACUGAAGCAACAACCACAACAACUGAGACACCUACGACAACCACAAUUGAAGCAACAACCACAACAACUGAGGCACCAACGACAACCACAACUGAAGCAACAACAACAACAACUGAGGCACCAAUGACAACCACAACUGAAGCAACAUCCACAACAACUGAGGCACCAACAACAACCACAACUGAAGCAACAACAACAACAACUGAAGCAACAACCACAACAACUGAGGCACCAACAACAACCACAACUGAAGCAACAACCACAACAACUGAAGCAACAACCACAACAACUGAGGCUUCUACGACAACCACAACUGAAGCAACAACCACAACAUCUGAAGCAACAACCACAACAACUGAGGCACCAACGACAACCACAACUGAAGCAACAACCACAACAACUGAAGCAACAACCACAACAACUGAGGCACCAACAACAACCACAGCAACUGAAGCAACAACCACAACAACUGAAGCAACAACCACAACAACUGAGGCACCAACGACAACCACAACGGAAGCAACAACCACAACAACUGAGGCACCAACAACAACCACAACAACUGAAGCAACAACCACAACAACUGAGGCACCUACGACAACCACAAUUGAAGCAACAACCACAACAACUGAGGCACCAACGACAACCACAACUGAAGCAACAACAACAACAACUGAGGCACCAACGACAAGCACAACUGAAGCAACAACCACAACAACUGAAGCAACAACCACAACAACUGAGGCACCAACUACAACCACAACUGAAGCAACAACCACAACAACUGAGGCACCAACGACAACCACGACUGAAGCAACAACCGCAACAACUGAAGCAACAACCACAACAACUGAGGCACCAACGACAACCACAACUGAAGCAACAACAACAACAACUGAGGCACCAAUGACAACCACAACUGAAGCAACAUCCACAACAACUGAGGCACCAACAACAACCACAACUGAAGCAACAACAACAACAACUGAAGCAACAACCACAACAACUGAGGCACCAACAACA
Molecule: messenger RNA, 4857 nt
Organism: Betta splendens (Siamese fighting fish)
Lineage: Eukaryota; Metazoa; Chordata; Actinopteri; Anabantiformes; Osphronemidae
Product: mucin-2-like
Exons: 2
Source: RefSeq, a predicted model, not a curated record